AUGUGUGAAGGUGAUGGCAAGAAUGAUAUAAUGCAAGCACAUGUUUUGGGGCACAAGAUGACAGAAUAUACUGAAGAAGAAAAAGACAUGGUUGGAGAAAACAGGAGCAAUGUGAGUGUGCAAAGCAGAUGUGAUGUCAGAGCGAGUGCGUUGACGGCGCGUGAUAUAGAGCUCGAACAGCGCAGAAUAGCAGAAAGACGUGGACCCAACGUUACCCAACAAACCGAACCUGUUUCCGGUUGUUGUCCCGAUGAUGCAAAUAUUAAUAUUUUUGGGUGUGUUGACCGAUGCUUGCAUGCGCGUGCGGUGUCCCAUUUGUCUCAUUCGCCUUAUCCUACGCACCCAUUUGUCUCCAUGCGCGCCUCAUCACCAUAA
Molecule: messenger RNA, 375 nt
Organism: Sphenostylis stenocarpa
Lineage: Eukaryota; Viridiplantae; Streptophyta; Magnoliopsida; Fabales; Fabaceae
Source: the annotation of a GenBank genome assembly